AUGAGAACUGUAAUUCAACGGGUGAAAUCAGCCUCUGUCACGGUAGAUGGCCAGCUUAUCUCAACUAUCGGCAAAGGCUUGCUCGUACUAGCUGCCAUUGGCAAGGAUGACACUCAGAAAGAGGUUGAAUCCAUGGCCAAUAAGAUCCUGAAAGCGAAGCUCUGGGACAAUGACGAAGGCGGCAAAUGGAAAUGGGGCGUCAAGGAUAUUGAAGGAGAAGUUCUCUGUGUAUCACAAUUUACACUUCUUGCAUCUGUCAAGAAGGGCAACAAACCUGACUUCCACAAGUCUGCGAAUGGAGAAAAGGCAAAAGAGCUUUACGACCAGUUCUUCAAGAAAGUACAAGCUCUGUAUCAAGCAGACAGAGUGAAAGAUGGUGUUUUCCAAGCCAUGAUGGAUGUAGCUCUAGUCAACGAUGGACCGGUCACUAUCCAGAUAGAUACGGAUCCUCCCAAGAUGGACAACCCUACUGGCUUCGACCUCCCAGGUGAUCCGCUCACCCACAAGGGGAAGGUGCAGACAACAUUCGAGCUUCCAGCUUCACUCCUGGAAUAG
This is a messenger RNA of Aureobasidium melanogenum CBS 110374, 555 nucleotides long. RefSeq lists its product as uncharacterized. Lineage: Eukaryota; Fungi; Ascomycota; Dothideomycetes; Dothideales; Saccotheciaceae. The record is from RefSeq and is a predicted model, not a curated record. The coding region runs from base 1 to 555 and encodes 184 amino acids. Gene Ontology annotation, biological process: tRNA metabolic process. The transcript has 4 exons. Gene Ontology annotation, cellular component: cytoplasm. Gene Ontology annotation, molecular function: D-tyrosyl-tRNA(Tyr) deacylase activity.